Peromyscus leucopus (white-footed mouse) is the source of this 3241-nucleotide messenger RNA. It is a transcript of the gene L3mbtl4, whose product is annotated as L3MBTL histone methyl-lysine binding protein 4. Gene Ontology annotation, molecular function: zinc ion binding. Gene Ontology annotation, biological process: regulation of DNA-templated transcription. The record is from RefSeq and is a predicted model, not a curated record. NCBI's taxonomy places the organism in Eukaryota, Metazoa, Chordata, Mammalia, Rodentia, Cricetidae. The transcript has 13 exons. The coding region runs from base 1 to 1440 and encodes 479 amino acids. Gene Ontology annotation, cellular component: nucleus.
AUGGCCACAUCAAGUAGAAGCCCAUCACGACUGUUGGCAAGUAGGGCCACAUUUGCCAUGCUGCCUCUGAGGCUUUUGCCAGCUGACACCCACCAAAGGCAUCGUGGAGAACCUUCUGUGACUACAGGGGAAACCUGGUCCUGGGAGCAGUACUUAAAAGACUUGAGUGCUGUGGCCGCACCAGUUGAGCUGUUUUCCAAGGAUCAAUCCUUUCCAGAGCAUGAAAAUGGCUUUCAGGUUGGAAUGCGAUUAGAAGGCAUUGAUCCCCGACGUCCAUCUGUAUUCUGUGCGCUCUCUGUAGCUGAGGUAUGUGGUUACCGGCUGAGACUACAUUUUGAUGGUUAUUUGAGCUGCUAUGAUUUUUGGACCAAUGCUGGUUCCCCUGACAUUCACCCAGUGGGGUGGUGCGAAAAGACUAAGCACAAAUUGCAUAUCCCUAAGGGUUAUAGAAAAGAUAAAAUUGUUUGGAUGGAUUACUUGAAGGCCUGUAGAUUGCAAAAUGCUCCUAAGAAAUUAUUCAGAAACAGAAGUCCUAAUGGGCCAGUGCCAAAGGAGCUUCAGGUCGGAAUGAAGCUGGAGGCUGUGGACAGAAGGAACCCUCGCUUGGUAUAUGUGGCGGCCAUUGCAGACAUCGUGGAAGACCGUAUACGAGUGCAUUUUGAUGACUGGGAUGAUGGCCUAGAUUACUGGUGUGAUGUUAACAGUCCUUAUGUCCAGCCAGUUGGUUGGUGUCAGGAGAAUGGAAGAACUCUGGUAGCACCCCAAGGUUAUCCCGAUCCAGAAAAGUUUUCCUGGACAGACUAUCUGGAAGCUACUCAAACAAAUGCGGUGCCUGCUGGAGUUUUUAACACGAGGGCUCCUCAUGGCUUUUUGCCCAACAUGAAGCUGGAAGCCGUGGACAGAAGAAACCCCCGGUUAAUUCGUGUUGCCACCAUUAUAGAUGUUGAUGAGUACAGAGUAAAGAUUCAUUUUGAUGGCUGGGACCAUAAAUACGACUACUGGAUGGACGCUGACAGCCCUGACAUUCACCCCAUUGGGUGGUGUGAUGUGACAGGGCACCCACUGGAAGUACCAUAUGGGGCACACGACGUGAAAAUCCUUCCAGGUCAAGCUGUAUGUCCUACUCCUGGGUGCCGAGGAAUAGGCCAUAUCCGUGGCCCACGUUAUGCAGGGCACCACAGUGCUUUCGGAUGCCCAUACUCAGACAUGAACUUGAAGAGGGAAGCGACACUUCAGGACCGCCUGAGAGACCAAACAAGGACAAAUCUGGAAUCAGAGUCUUCACAUUCCAAAUCAGAAAACCUCCGUGAUUUGAAUUUCAAUGGAAAAUGUGAAAAGAUAAACAGUCAGUCCAGACUUGUACAGCAGGCAAAGUGUUUGAAAAUCAAAGGAAAAGAAGAUAUUGACUUGGAUAAUCUCUUCAGAGGUAAAAAUAAAUAAAUAAAUAAACCAACAACACAAAAACAAAAACCCAAUACUAGCAAAAGCACAGAACUUACUGGCUUUGGCUCUUCGUUGUGGCAUUUGUCUUCUCUGUCUGUUUGGCUUCCUUGUUCUGGUAGGAGAACCUAACCCGAAGUCAAGAGACUCUGAGAUUCGUGGUGUGCUUCCCACCAUGCGAAUAACAAGUGCUGUUACUUCAAAUCCCCUAUCUUAGUUUUCUCAUUUUUAAAGGUGAAAAGGUACCUGUCAUCUCUGUACUCUUCUUUCUGUCAGAAAAGAUCCAGUCUUGUGGAAGUCAGUGUUUCUGGUGUGCCCUCUGCUCCUCCAGGGGCCACUUAAUGCAGCAGGAAAAGUCACUGUGGUUGACAAAUUGCAAUGUGGGAAAAUGCAUGUUGUUAGUAGGUCAGGAGGAAAGUUACCGGGAAGAAAGCUGAUGUCAGAGACAAGAAGUUUGUCGGGAUCGCAAAAAGGAGAAGGGACAGCAUAACUUCAUUUAGAUGUUUCCUUCCAGUGACUGCUCGGGGCGGACAGGAUGUGAGGUCACAUUCUUGACAGCUGGCUAAGGUCUUCCUUGAGGCGCCUUGUCUUGGCACUGACAUUUUGAUCUGGUCAGAUGAAACAUUGGUCAUUUGUAGUUAGGAUGCUAUUAUGUCUUCGGCCACUGUGGUCUGAAACUGUCAGCUCUCAAAACCUCGCACCUCUGGCGAGUUUCCCGCUGAGUUGGAAAGAAAAUGAAUACAACUGGAUAGCACUGUAGCGCAUCUCCAAUGCAAUCCCCUGAUGGAGUUCUCUUACAAUAAAAGAGGACUGGGCAGUCACUACACCAGAGGGCUGUGAUGGCCAAAGCAAAACUACUCCUUUUGGAUGGGACAGAGCUCAGCCUGCGGUUGGGAGACCUGUGAAUUUCCAUCUCAACCACAAAGAGAUGGGGUCUUUUCUGGAGAAAACGGGGGGCAAUUGAGGUACUUGGCUUUCAUUGUACAUUUACACAUUUCUCAGAAGAAUUUCUGUAUAAUAUAGCCGGAGCUAAGCCUUGCUUUAAAUAAGUAAUGCAUAUUUUAGAAACUGCUCCAAAUGUUCUCAUCCAUUUCACCAAGACUUCAUUCUGUAAGCAGCAUGUUUUGGAACCACAUAAGAAACCUUUAAAAAAAAGAAGUGUUGGUGUUUUAAUUCAUAUUUUGACAUUUUUGAAAAUUUCUGCAGAGAGUAAUUAUGUAUAUGUUCCUGUUAAAACAGAUACACAGUUUUGUGCUUCACAUAGUAAAAGUAGUAAUGAGGAUCAUCCUGACCAAAAUAGAAAAUAUCUCUAGCAAAAGGCAUUUGCAUAAUGAGAAGAACGAGUCUCUUCCAGCUUGCUCAGUGUGCCCUUGUGCUUUUCUGCACCGUUUGUAAGAAGUUUAUACCCAUAUGUUUUUAUUUAAUUUUCCCCCUGCAUUUACUGAACUCAAUCAUUUUCACUUCCUCUCAGGGAGGUCUGUAAGUGACAGGUAGAGUAGUGAUGUCACAGUAUGCGUGGGGAGCUUUCGCCUUGUACAGAGCACACCAUUGUCUCAGAGCUUUGGAGAAAUGCAUUCAGGGAUCUGUUCUAUUGCAGGAAGAUGCACAGACUGUACAUGGCACCUGGUUUCUAGCCUAAUACAUCACUUAGAGAGCAACUUCUGUAUCCAGCCAGUCGUCACCAGUAUAAUUAAGUUCAUUUGCUCUGUUUCUAACCUGUGUGAGACAAAACAGUAAAACCAAGCAUCAUUCCUCUGCAAUUAAAUAAUUGCUUGAUACCAUUUCAUUGUUAAGCCUAUAA